AUGUACAGGGAUCAAACACAGGAGGGAGAUCAAAUUGUUAAAACGCGUAGUGUAAAUCCAAAAACAAUAUCAGAUAAUAAAAAAUUAUCUUAUCAACAAGUUAUUUCAAAUGGAUUGCAAAGUGAUGUUUGUAUAGGAACUGAUGAAAAAUCUUCAAAGAAAUUUUCCUCAUCUCUUCUUGAUAAAAAAGAAAAAAAAACAGGGCUUGCAGCCUGGACGAUACUUCAAGAUAAGUUUAAUAAGGCUUUGGAUAACACAAUAGACAAGAGAGAAUCUACUAAAUCAAGAAUGAUGCAUAAUUUCGAACCCAAAGACUGUGAAAACUUAAAUGUAAUUGAAAAUAAUGAUGUUGUUGGCCCAUCUCAAGAUUAUUCAUUAGCUGUAGAUAAAUUGACACUUAGCCAUGAUUUUUUAAUGAGUACAACAUUGAAUGGAUCUUUGAGUAGUUGCACAGUUAAUACUGCAAACACUUCAUUAGUUUCAGAAGAUUUAUUAGAUGAUGGUUCAAAUGACUUGUCAAAUCAUACACCUACAACAAGAAUAAAUGAUGUUCAAACUUGGAUACAAGAUCAAAAACCCAAUACAGAAAAAAAACAAAGUGUUAUCACAAGAAAGAAAUUGGUUAAAGAGUUGGAUAAAUAUGCUGUGUGCAAAAAAAUAUUAGACUGUGAUAAAAAUAAAGAAAUAACAGCUUUGAUGUCGAAACUUGUUACUUUAUCCUCAUCAGAAAAAAUUGAUAAAGAAAAAAAUCACAAUGACUUAAAUUCCCAUAAUAAACUGACCUAUGACCCUAAAGAAGGAAAAAUUCAUGAAGUAUUCAAAGGUAGGCAAUGUCAGUGGAUAUUAUAUGUAGUUUUUUUAAUAAGUGGAAUGUUGUGUUGUAUAACUUUUUUAACCCUUCAUAAAAAUUCUUUUGUACCGUUUGAUUUAUUUUUAAAAAAACCAAAAUCAAUGACAUUGUACGAAAGAAUAUGUAUGUGGCUUUGGGAAUUUUUUCGUCCGUCUGCCAAUUACAAGAGAAGCAAUGCUUGGAAGCCGCAUUGA
Messenger RNA from Pediculus humanus corporis (human body louse), 1044 nucleotides. RefSeq lists its product as uncharacterized. The record is from RefSeq and is a predicted model, not a curated record. The transcript is spliced from 6 exons. Lineage: Eukaryota; Metazoa; Arthropoda; Insecta; Psocodea; Pediculidae. Bases 1 to 1044 code for a protein of 347 amino acids.